AUGGGAUGGGGGGGGGGAAUUGAAAUUAGGGUUGGGGUUGGUAGGGGGGGGGGUGGGAGAGGUGGGGGGUUAUGGGGGGGGGGUGGAGGGGGGUGGAGAUUUGGAAUAUGGGGGUGUUAUUUGGUUAGGGUUGGAGAGGGGGGUGUUUUGGGAGUGUUUUGUGGGGGUGGUGUAGGGGGGUGGUUGGAGUGGGGUGGGGUUUUGGGAUUUGGUGAUUUGGGGGGGUGGGGGGGUGGGAUAUUGUUGGUUUGUGGGUUUGGGUGGGGUGGUGUAGGGGGGUGGGGUUGGGGGGGGUGGGUGGAUUGGUGGGUGUGGGUGGUGGUGGGUGUGGGUGUUGGGGGGGUGGGGUGUAUUUGGGGGGUGUGGGGGGGGGGGGUAUGGGGUGUGGGAGGUGGGGGGGGGGGUGGGUGA
Messenger RNA from Knipowitschia caucasica, 411 nucleotides. The record is from the annotation of a GenBank genome assembly. NCBI's taxonomy places the organism in Eukaryota, Metazoa, Chordata, Actinopteri, Gobiiformes, Gobiidae.